UCCGAUUCGUACUCGGAAUCGGCAUUGGCAUCGGCAUCGGCAGUCUGGGGGUAUGGCAUCGCGUUUUGGCUCAACGCAUCAUUCGGCCCGCGAUUCGCCAAUGCAGAUACUGUAUCUGCGGCUGCAGCCCCACCAAGAUACAAGGCACUGAAGUACAAUAAUCCAAAAUCCAAUCCCGAUAUACAUACACCUCGCUCGUCGUGCUCCACUUGUGCCCAUUGUUGCCCUGCUGUCACCGUAACUCACAAUUGAAUUGUUCCUUUGUUCUGCUGCUGUUGCUGUUGCUGUUGCUGUUCCUGUUACUGCCCGUCGUCCACAGAAAGAGACCCGCUCCCGAAUUUCGCAUAAUUGGCUGGCAAAGCCAAAGCCGCUGACUUUCAAGUUGGCCGCCAGACCAAGUGUCGCCGGAAAAGAUACAGAUACUUAUACUUGGUACUCGGAUCGUGGUGCGGAAAAGCGAGACCGACCAUGCUGGUGCCGCCGGACAUGAUGGCCGCCCAGACGCGCAUGGUCUACCAGAUGAACCGAUUCUGCGCGGAGCGGGUUCAGGCCAGGAUGUUCAGGACGGCCACCGCCAUCCGCGAGAUCUGCAAGAUCGUCCAGGACAUUCUCAAGGAGGUGGAGCUGCAGGAGCCGCGAUUCAUCUCCAGCCUCGUCGAGUGCAAUGGCAGGUUCGAGGGCGUAGAGGUGAUAUCGCCGAAUGAAUUCGAGAUAGUGCUGUAUCUAAAUCAAAUGGGCGUCUUCAACUUUGUGGAUGAUGGAACUCUGCCAGGAUGUGCGGUCUUAAAGCUGAGCGACGGAAGGAAGAGGUCCAUGUCCCUCUGGGUGGAGUUCAUUACGGCCAGUGGGUAUCUGUCCUCCCGAAAGAUCCGUUCCCGUUUCCAAACGCUGGUGGCACAGGCCUGCGACAAGAGUGUCUAUCGCGACAUGGUCAAGAUGGUGGGCGACACCAGCGAGGUGAAGUUGAGGAUUCGGGAGCGUUUCGUGGUCCAGAUCACGCCCGCCUUCAAGUGCUCCGGCAUCUGGCCAAGAUCGGCGGCCCACUGGCCGGUGCCCCACCUCCCGUGGCCACAUCCCAAUAUCGUGGCGGAGGUCAAGACGGAGGGAUUCGACCUUUUGUCCAAGGAGAGCGUCGUCGUGCAGAACAAGAACAACAAUGCCGCCAGCAUGGAGGGCGAUGCCUGGGUCCUCAGUUUCUUCGAGGCCGAAAACCGCCUUCUGCAAGGUGGCUGUCGCCGGCGUUGUUUGAGCAUGCUGAAGACGCUGAGGGAUAGGCAUAUGGAGCUACCAGGCAAUCCCAUCAGUGCGUACCACCUGAAGAACCUGCUGCUCUACGAGUGCGAGAAGCAUCCGCGGGACUUCGAGUGGGACGAGAGUUGCAUUGCAGACCGCAUCAAUGGGAUCUUCCUGCAGCUGAUAUCCUGUUUGCAGUACCGCCGAUGUCCCCACUAUUUCCUGCCGGGACUGGACAUGUUCAAGGGCAAGUCCCCCAGUGCUUUGGAGCAGGCUGCCAAGCAGGUGUGGCGAUUGACCCGAGAGCUGCUCACAAAUGCCAACGCCUUUGAGAAGUUGUAAGGGGUCGUGGGUCAGGGGUCAGGGGUCACGAUGGAUCGGUAUAGCGAUAGGUCGAUGGGUAAAACAUGCGAUCUUUAUUUUAUGUAACUUUUUUUUUUCUACUGAAACCAUAUGUUUUAAAUGUUUGUAUUAAAAUUUAAAACUAUUAUUAUUAACUUUAA
Messenger RNA from Drosophila subpulchrella, 1736 nucleotides. Its product is annotated as protein mab-21-like. The transcript has 3 exons. The record is from RefSeq and is a predicted model, not a curated record. The coding region runs from base 469 to 1575 and encodes 368 amino acids. NCBI's taxonomy places the organism in Eukaryota, Metazoa, Arthropoda, Insecta, Diptera, Drosophilidae.